This is a messenger RNA of Hydra vulgaris (swiftwater hydra), 3766 nucleotides long. RefSeq names its product ankyrin-repeat and fibronectin type III domain-containing 1. Gene Ontology annotation, cellular component: spindle. Gene Ontology annotation, molecular function: protein binding. Gene Ontology annotation, biological process: establishment of mitotic spindle orientation; regulation of establishment of bipolar cell polarity. Lineage: Eukaryota; Metazoa; Cnidaria; Hydrozoa; Anthoathecata; Hydridae. The record is from RefSeq and is a predicted model, not a curated record.
UUGUUAAAAAAAAAUAUAUUAUUUUCUUCAUAAAUAAAAGAGUUCAAAAACUAAAGGAUUUUCACAUGUUAAUUAAUUAUUGCUAGUUAAUGAAAAAUAGAGAUGCUAAAAUGUAACACUGUCUAUCACCAACAAGUAUAUAAAGUUGGUCAGAAGACCCAUGUUUUAAGUCAUGGAGAAGAUGUAAUUUAUGAUUCUGCCCCUAAAGAAAUAAUGAAGAAAAAAUUUGCUGCAAAAUCACGUGAUUUAGAAAGGUCUUUCUCUUAUGAUAUCGUUCAAAGAAAGCCUCAUCCUUUUCGAAGCCCAAUGGUCUAUUUACGUUCUUCAUCUCUUUAUCGCAAACAUUCUGAGGAAUGUCUUUCCAAGCUAAACUCAUUGAAUGUUCAGCCAGGUAGUGGAGGGUGGUCAUUAGACGAUGAGUUGAAUAUUUAUACUUGCUCUACAACAGAGAACACACCUUUUGCAAAUGUUACUGUGAGACCAUACUAUAACCAGACCUCAUUAUUACAACAUAAAAAAUUAUUGGAGAACAAUCCUCCUAUUUUUGAUUGCCAUUAUGGUACAGUUAAACGUUCUCCUAACCUAAGAAAGUUCAGUCAAGAUAAUGGAAGCUUACGUCGUCGAGCAAGCAGCCUUGAUUUUUUACCUGAUUCAAGUAAAACAAGCAAAAGUCUUGUGCAGAAUGGCAACAACUCAAACAAAAAUGUUUUUUUAAGGUCCUCAUCUGUAACACAAAGAACUGGGUUUCGAAGAAAGAUUGGUAUAAAUGAAUCAGACUUAAGCCAAUCAGGUCUUAAAGAAAUUCGUUCAAAAGUAUUAAAGUGUGUGAAAACUGGAAUUGAUGCAUUGUUUGAUGCUAUAGAAAGAAAAGAUAUAGAUGACUUAAAGAAAUGCAUUGAUACCAUUGAUUUUGAUAUUAAUGAGUUGAAUAUUGAUGAGUUUACAGCAUUGGAUGUGACACUAAUGAAAGGAGAAAAAGAAAUGGCUUUGUUAUUACUCCGUCAUGGUGCAAAGGAGAAUCCAACAUAUAGUAGUCCAGAAAAAAGAAUUGAACAUCUUAAUAAAUUAAUAGAAAAGGCAGAAGAAACAGUUAGCAAUUUAGCUUUGAGUGUUGUCAGUGCAGUUGGUGAAAAGGACAAUGAGCGGCAGCUAAGAGAGUGGGAAUGGAGGUUGUACAUGUUAAAAUUAAUGCAAAAUGGUUUUAUUAGUUCAAGCUCACCAUUAGAUCCCCCUUGUUUUACGAUUGCACCAUUAACAAGUAACUCAAUUGUUGUUAUGAUUAGUGCACCUGAUAAACGCAAAGAAAUAGUUACCCGAUACAAAAUUGAGUGGAGCAGGAAAAAUGAUUUCUCCAUAAUCGAUGGAGAAUUUAUAAUGACAGACAUGCUCAAUUUAAACUACACUAUAAACAAGUUGGAAAAGAAUAUUUACUGGUAUGUACGUGUCUCUGCUGGAAAUAUGAAAGGAUAUUCACUUUGGGGUUAUCCAAAUCCAAAUGCUGUUGUUCCAUCUUCGUGGCAUGAUUGUGAUGAUAGACUACCAAGAUAUUUUGGUGCCACUGAUCAACUUUGUAACUUGCUCGAACAGUUAUAUUCCUAUCAUAAGGAAAUAAAAAUUGAAUACACUUCAGAUAACGAAUCAAAAAGCCCUGUCCAUGUUUCAAAUAUUGAGUUAAAACUAUAUAAUCACAGCAAAAAGAAUACGAUGAUCAAAAGUUUGCACAAGUACACAAAUUUCAUUUUUAAUUCAGCUCCUAAAUUGUUAAAAAAAAUUAAAGGUCGUGGGAUUUACUUGGCUUCGCUUUUAUACAGUGAUGAUCUUACUCGUGUUUUGGUCACUAUAGAUGAAAAUUUGCCCAUAGUGGAGUGUGAUGACAGUUAUUCCAAGUCAUUUACUCAUGAAUUUUAUUGGUUUUCUAAGAUAUCUUGCACAUGGGAAGAUCUUCAACAUAUGAUGCUUUUCUCUGAAAAAUCUUGCUCCUCCCACUCAGUAGAAAUACGAAGAAAACUCAUCCAAUCUGCUCUUUCGUUAAUGGAUGCAACAGGGGUAUGCAAUCUUGGUCCUAUACAUUAUAAACCUUUUCGUGACAACCAUGGUAGCAUGCUUCUUUUAUCUGUUAAUUGUGUUGAGAAAAAUCAUUUAAACAAUUAUCGUUCAACAACAAUGAAAUGGAUGCCAAUAAAAAAAUUGAUUAAGAAAAGUAACAAUGAUCACAUGAUAACUGCUGAGAAGUUGAUCCCUUCCAUUCAGGAACAGAUUACGUGCCAUCGUCAUUCUCAAUCUAUUUUGUCCAGAGGCCUAUAUCUUGGUUAUUUAAAGCUGCAAACAACUGUAGAUACGCUUUCAGUUAUUGUUUCUAACAGACGUACAAAUAUGUUACCUCAUGUUAAAAUUCAGGAUGUUCCUAAUGUGACUAAAGAGGAAUGGAAUUGGAUAAAGAAUCGAAAUAGCGAGUUACAUCCUUCUAAUUUAUUCCCCAUAAAGCUCAAUCGGGCUAUAAGAAACCUUUUUUCGCAACUUGGUAUUCCUAAUGAGAAACACUUAGAACAUCGCAUUUACGACCAAGAGGUAAUUGAACUCAAGACGGAUGUAAUGAUGAUUGUAAUAUGCCCUCCUAUGGAAGAGCUUUGUACGCCUCCAAACCAAUGUGACAUAUUUUCUAAAUUAUCAACUUGCUCUUCGAUUCCCGUUCAAUCGUUUGAAAUGUUGAACAUGAUGUCCUAUCAACCGAAACUUAUGUCAGCCUAUUGCAGAUUAUCAAGUAUUCUUGAGCUAGAGAAUUAUUGCAUGCAACAGAAUUUGCGUGAGUGUAUUUGCCAGGAUGAAAUGAAACUGUUAAAAGAAAAACAAACAAAGCUUGCGUAUUUUCAACAAUCUGUUGAUUGCUUGUGGCGAACAAGUAGAUGGGUAGUCGAUACACUCAACGCUUGUCAAGAUAAAAACUUGAAUAUUGGUAUCCCUUUGUCUAGUUUAAUGCCUUCCAUAGAACACUCGAAAUCCAAACUCUCUGUUGUGAACGACUGUGAUGAGUCGGUUGACGAACUUUCUGAUUCGUAUGAGAUGAGCUCAAGUGUUUUGAGUAUCAAUAACAGCGCGAAUGAAAGCGAUAUAUCGCUCGAACAUCGUCCUUAUUUGAAUGUAGAUCAUGCUAUAUUUAAAAACAAUGUAAAUAAAAAAUUUACGACUAACGAAAACGAACUAUAUUAUCUGACUAUAUAUGCAAAUCGUGAAUUAGGCUUUACCGAACUUUUUUCAAUUGAGUUAGAAGUUGAUAAAGGAACUACUUUUUCUGAUGUAAUAGAAAAGUCUGCUGCGCGGUUUACGAGGACUUACCCUGAAUAUUUUUCAGAAAUAUUUUCAGAAACUAAUCGCUUAGGUUUAACAGUUGUAUCAGACUCUUACGAAAAGCUUCUUCCCGAUGACUUGAGUUUAUUAGAACUUUUAGAAAUUUGCGAUAAAGGCAAUUUGCAUCUUCGACAGAAACCUGAUAAUGUGUGUGGUUUUAUUACUUCCGUAUAAAAUAUUUUUCGUAUAGAUAUUUUUCUAAUUAAAUGAAUUUCUUUUUUAUAGAUUGUAUUUUAUAAUUAAUAGAGAAUAAUAUAAAAGUUGCAUUAUAUUUUUAGUUACAUCACUAUUAUAGAUCAUGGGUGAUAUAUUUGUUUUUAACUAUUUAUUCAACCUGAUCAUGGGUCAUUUCUUUGUUUUUUAAUAUUUAUUCAACAUGAUUAUGUACAAUAUCUUUGUUUUAACUAUUUAUUUAACAUGA